AUGACCUACAGCUGCUGCUCUGGAAACUUCUCCUCCAGCUCCUUUAGGCGCUGCCUGCCCUCUUCAGGUUCCUCCUGUGGCUCUUCCUACCCCAGCAACCUGGUCUACACCACUACCAGUUGCUCUCCCAGCCCCUGCCAGUUGGAAUCUUCUCUGAACACCGGAUGUCAGGAGACCUGCAUUGAGCCCACCAGCUGCCAGAGGUCAUGCGUGGUGUCCAAGCCCUGCCAGACAGCCUGCUACUACCCGAGGAGCUCCACACCUUGUAGUCCCUGCCAGGGGACAUAUGCUGGGUCUCUGGGCUUUGGAUCCAGCAGCUGCCGUUCCCUGCGCUAUGGAUCUAGAAGCUGCUACCCAGUGGGCUGUGGAUCCAGUGGCUUCAGACCCCUGAAUGGUGGAAUCUAUGGCUUCCCUUCCCUAAGUUAUGGGUCCAGAUUCUGCUACCCACUGUACUUGCCUUCUACUGCAUUUCAACCUUACUGUUAUACCUCAACUUGUGGAUCUUGCCCCUUUGGAUACAGCUGUUAA
This is a messenger RNA of Alexandromys fortis (reed vole), 528 nucleotides long. RefSeq names its product keratin-associated protein 13-1-like. Bases 1 to 528 code for a protein of 175 amino acids. The transcript has a single exon. The record is from RefSeq and is a predicted model, not a curated record. Lineage: Eukaryota; Metazoa; Chordata; Mammalia; Rodentia; Cricetidae.